This is a messenger RNA of Nanorana parkeri, 880 nucleotides long. RefSeq names its product MORN repeat containing 4 (gene MORN4). Lineage: Eukaryota; Metazoa; Chordata; Amphibia; Anura; Dicroglossidae. The transcript has 5 exons. The record is from RefSeq and is a predicted model, not a curated record. Bases 126 to 575 code for a protein of 149 amino acids.
GGGUAGUGAUGAGCCAGGGUUACAGGGCUGGGAGCCGAGCCAGAGGACGGGCUGAGCUGUCUAUGGGGAGCAGCGGAGGACCCGGGCCAGACAAGUUUCACUAUAUCCGAUAGGUGGCUGGAAAUAUGACAUUGACUAAAGGCUCCUUUACCUAUUGCAGCGGUGAGGAAUAUCACGGAGAAUGGAGAGAAGGUCGAAGACAUGGCAUGGGCCAGCUGUUAUUUUCUGAUGGCGUCACCUACAUCGGCCAGUUUGAAAAUGGGCUUUUUAAUGGUUGUGGGAUUUUAUCCUUCCCGGAUGGCUCAAGAUACGAAGGGGAGUUUGUUCAAGGGAAAUUCCACGGUGCUGGAGUCUUUACCCGCUAUGACAGCAUGAAGUAUGAGGGAGAAUUUAAAGGCGGUCGGGUAGAAGGAUUUGGCCUGUUGACAUUUCCUGACGGCUCCCAUGGGAUCCCAAGAAACGAAGGUAUCUUUGAGAAUAACAAACUGGUGAAGAGAGAGAAAUGUCAAGCGGUGAUCCAGAGGGCCGUAAGUGCCUCCAAAGCUUCCUGCUGCCUGGCGGUCAACCAAGUCUGACGGGACCAUGUCAAUCCCACAAGACAGCCGUGUCUCUUGUCACAUCCUACAAGUGCACUCACUUUUUCUUUUGUAUUCUUUUGCGUGUUUACACUGCUUGCUGGUAAAAGCAGACAAAGUGUGACUUCUGUUUUCAGUAGCUCUUCCUCUUCUUCCAUGAUUUAUAGCUCAAGACACAUAUGUAGAGAGUCCGAGCAGGAGACAAGGUCUUCUGUUGUUGUGUUGCUGCUGACACCUUCAAGUUCAGUAGAACUUAUUACAGUGCCUCCCUAGAAAGAGACCAUGUCUGCUCCAACACUCUGGAA